Messenger RNA from Jatropha curcas, 654 nucleotides. The record is from RefSeq and is a predicted model, not a curated record. Lineage: Eukaryota; Viridiplantae; Streptophyta; Magnoliopsida; Malpighiales; Euphorbiaceae.
AUGGUGUUCCCUCGUCCAUUAUAUCUGAUUGGGAUCCAAGGUUUACUUCCAGGUUUUUGGAAGAAGUUGUAUGACACGAUGGGUACUAAAUUGCAUUUUAGUACAGCUUUUCAUCCGCAAACAGAUGGGCAGUCAGAACGAGUGAUACAGAUUUUAGUGGGUAUGCUUAGAGCAUGUGUGAUUGAUUUCAAGGGUAGCUGGGACAAGUAUAUCAAAUCGACAGAGUUUGCUUAUAAUAACAGUUACCAGUCAAGUAUUGGUAUGGCACCGUUUGAGCCUUUACAUGUGUCACCAUGGAAGAAAGUUCUGAGAUCUGGUAAAAAGGAUAAGUUAAGUUUUAGGUUCAUCGAUCCACAUGAGAUCAUUGAUUGUAUUGGUCCAUUGGCCUACAGAUUAGCUUUACCUCCGGAUCUUCAUAAGAUCCAUAAUGUCUUCCAUAUGUCGAUGUUGAGGAAAUACCGUUCCGAUCCUUCCCAUGUGGUUGCAGCAAAGUCAAUUAGUAUCCAACCAGAUUUGACUUAUGAGGAGAAGCCAGUGAAGAUUUUAGCUAGAGAGGUCAAAGAGUUGAGAAACAAGAGAGUCCCUCUUGUUAAGUUCUUGUGGAGGAAUCAUAAGACCGAGAAGGCUACUUGGGAGACCGAGGAGAUUAUGUGA